Anguilla rostrata (American eel) is the source of this 8071-nucleotide messenger RNA. It is a transcript of the gene b4galnt1b, whose product is annotated as beta-1,4-N-acetyl-galactosaminyl transferase 1b. Gene Ontology annotation, biological process: ganglioside biosynthetic process. The record is from RefSeq and is a predicted model, not a curated record. Gene Ontology annotation, cellular component: Golgi membrane. Bases 489 to 2081 code for a protein of 530 amino acids. Gene Ontology annotation, molecular function: acetylgalactosaminyltransferase activity. NCBI's taxonomy places the organism in Eukaryota, Metazoa, Chordata, Actinopteri, Anguilliformes, Anguillidae. The transcript is spliced from 12 exons.
UACCCAGUUUCCGUAGAUAAAACGAUAAUCAACUUGAUUAUAUGUAACGAGGAAGUGGGGGCGUGUAACAUAUUACCAGUGCUCCAAACAGCGCAAUGUAGAAGUGGUCAAUUGGGUAAAUAGCUAUUUAUGCAGCUAAUUACGGCUGGCUCCAAUAUCAUUAACGGGUUAUUCAUUGGUACGACAUCACAGUGGACUAUUCUACAGCACGUUUAAGAAUUCUACGCAGGAUAAAUGUAGCAUACUACAAACGAAGCGGCAAAUUAGUUUAAAGUCGAUUUGUUGUCAGGAGUGUUGAAGUCCGGCAUGCGCAGAUGGGACGGCGGCUGCUCUGGACCUUCGCGUUUGCACCCGUGGAACUGUGCAGGAAGGACGGAUCGUGCCCAAGAUCGCCGCUCCUCUUGCUCAGACUGGAUCGAGGCUAAUGGGGAAGACACCAGUGACCAUAUUGUGCCCUGAUCAAUGAUCAUACUCAACAGGUGUCCAGGAUGUAUUCCCUGCGGAAGACGGUGUUGCUGGUGAUCGUGGCCUCAGUGCUGCUGGUGGCAGCCCUUCUCCGCUCCUGGACGCCGAGGACCUACACCACCGUGGACGUCCGGCAGAGACCAGGGAGCAGCGUGGAGCGGCUCCUGGAGGAGAGGCUGCAGGACUCUGACCAGCGAUACAGCAGCAUACCGUACCAUCUGAAGGAGAGCGUAGCUGGCCUGCUCGCCCGGAACGGCUGCGCGUGCGAGGGGGAGGGCGGGGGGGUCCGCCUGCCCUUUGCCCAGCUGCUGUUCCCGCGGGUGUCGGCCCACCCCCUGCACACGGCCUUCGAGCCCUCGGAGCUGGAGGAGCUGAAGCGCCGCCGCGCCCAGGAGUACCACGGCUUCCAGAUGAGGUCCCAGACACCUGCGGAUCUGCUUAUUGUGGCAGAAGCCAACAGCCCCCUGCAGUACCCCACCCAGGGGGUUGAGGUGCGCCCCCUGAAAACCAUCCUAAUCCCGGGGCUGGCGCUACAAGAACCACCCAGAGAUCUUCACUCGGUGAACUUCACUGCCACCCUGGGAACGUUCAACGUGGCCGCAGAAGUGGACGGGGUAAAGAUGAAAGGCGAUGGGGAAAUGCACAUGACCCUCUCCAGCAACCUGCUGCCAAACCUGAACCGACAGCUGCAGUUUGUCACCUACACCAACACCCUCUUCCACCCCAGCACUGCCGACACAGUGCAGUUUGAGACCGAUGGACACCAGGCGCUGUUCACAAUCAAGGUCCGGCAUGGCGUCACCCCAAAACUAUAUAACCCUGGACCAAAGGGAGAAUACAAUAUCAGUGCGCUGGUCACCAUAGCAACCAAAACAUUCCUGCGCUACGAGAAGCUGCAGAAUCUGAUUGACAGCGUACGGCGGUAUUACCCCACCGUCACCAUAGUGAUCGCGGACGACAGCGAGCACCCGAAGCCCGUGACCGGCCCUUACAUCGAGCAUUACAUCAUGCCUUUUGGGAAGGGCUGGUUCGCGGGGCGGAACCUGGCCGUUUCCCAGGUGACCACCAAGUACGUCCUGUGGGUGGACGACGACUUCAUCUUCACGGGCAGCACCAAGCUGGAGAAGCUGGUGGACGUGCUGGAGAGCACCACCCUGGACCUGGUGGGCGGAGCCGUGCGGGAGGCCACGGGCUACACCGCCACCUACAGGCAGACGAUAUCCAUCGAGGCCGGGGAGGAGGAGGGCGACUGCUUGCACAUGCGCAGGGGCUUCCACCACGUCGUCCAGGGAUUCCCCAACUGCGUCAUCACCGACGGCGUCAUCAACUUCUUCCUGGCCCGGACCGACAAGGUCCAGCAAGUGGGCUUCGACCCCCGGCUGGCGCGGGUCGCUCACCUGGAGUUUUUUAUCGACGGCUUGGGGUCCCUCCACGUGGGCUCCUGCGACGACGUAAUCGUCGGCCACGCCACCAAGAUCAAGCUGCCAUGGGGCCAGUCGGAGAGCGACAAGACGUACGCCAAGUUCCGCUACCCGCCGGCCUCCUCCGACGCCACGCACACCAAGAACGGCCUGCUCUACUUCAAGAACCGCUUCCAGUGUUUGACUCACAACUGAGCCCCCUGCCCCUCACCGCUCCUGCUCCCUUUCUCAAUGACCCCCGACUGAGCUGCCAAAGAAGGUCCCUUUCCUGUGUGAGACCCACAAGCCAUUCCGUAUUCUUUUUGUUUUUUUUUGGUUUAUUUUUCAGGAAGACCGCCGGCCCCCAUUAAGUUAUAGUGCCGUGAAUAUAAGAGUUUGACUCUCCUCCCUACACCGCCCCACCCCCCCCAGCCCACAUAACUGCCGAACGGCCGCGAUCCAGAGGAGGGACCCGGGAGAGUCUGGUGGCCUCCCGCGGUUGGCGCUCCGGAGGCGAGCACCGCGUCUGACUGAGCGCAUCGCGGACUCGCCGGCUGGGCCAGCAGCCGACGGGGCCGGGCUGCCUCCGUCCCCGCCUCCGACGGUCUCCCAGUGAGGCGGCAAUUCUGACGUCUGCCAGAAGGUGGCGAUAUGAAGAAGAGAACCGUACAGUCGAGGUGUUCCAGCUGGGCUAACGUGUUCCUUGACGACUUUGUUCAACAAAUUUAAAUUUUGCCACCCGUAAGUUUUUUUUAAUUUAUUGAUGCUGUCUCACGUAUGGAAAAGGACAAGAGCACUUUUGUGAUGCCCCACCCAACCCCACCCAUAUUGUCCCUCUCUGCACAGAUACGAUUCAACUGUAACCCCACCCAGGGGUCUGUGCACCCUGCAGAGUGUUUAAGAAUGGCCUCCCUCCAUACCUCCUAUUAGACGGACACGUCCUGGAGCGUGCCCAAAUGAGGGAGCUGGCUUCACCAAAGCACACUGUUUCCGGAAAGUACAUCCAAAGGAAUACCGUGAUGGCGGCAGCUCAGCGUGAACCUGAACCGCUAACCUAACGAGAGAACCGUGGGGGCUGCAAGACGCACCAAACGUGAGGCCUACACUUGGGUUUACCACAGUGCCAUGAGUUGGCUUUUGAGACAUAUUGUAGUGUCUUUUUAACUGUUGUUCUCAUGAAUCCAGUCAAUGCAUCAUUCCUUUCCAAGAGUUCAGACUGAAGUUGUGAAUAUCCUUCAUCGUGUGUAACUCAAUCAAUUAUACAAGACUGGAGAAUUGUUUUUAUACAGCCUUUUUUUCCCAAGGGUAUCGUUACACGUUUUGUUUUGUGUUGCCAUUUUGUAUGUUGACCACUAGAUGGCCGCCUUCCAUCGAAAAAGUGUAUUACCAAAAAGGUCUUUUCCAUAUUAUAAAUCUCAUGAAGCAGAUAGGAAGGAAUUGGAGAGGUUAAAUUCAUUGUGAGUUCAUUAAGAAACCCACUAGAUGCGUUCAUCAUUUUGUUUGAUGAGAAACUUUAUAAUGAACUGAAAUGUGUGUCAAGAUUCUGUUUGCUAUUUGGAUGCUGUGACCAGAUCGUGAUGCCUUCCUUUCUGUCCUCCAGAUUAUAUGCACCUAAUGGUAUCAGAAGGUUAUUCGAGGGAUGUGCUUUGUCGAACUUUUUCAACAGUUAUUGCUUUGCUUUUGUUUUCUUCUCUGUUGGCCACCCUUUGCGAGCAGAGAAAUAAGAAUGCAUGUUGUGGGUAGCGUGUUUCGCACUCUGAGGUCCUGGGGUGUAAUCCAGGCGGGUGAUGGAGGCACUGGAGAGAUGGAUUUGCGCGUCGUGUUGCGUGUGAUGCGCGCAUGGCUGGGGUUUGCUGGAAUGCCGAGAAACAGAGCUUUCCUGGCAGCGGUGACGUCUCAGCUCAGCAUUUAUCAUAGUUGAGUCAAGUUUUGCUGUUUUGUUAUAAAAAAAGGGACCAUAAAUAUCCAGGUUAGAUUAAUACAUUUCCUAUAAGCCCUGGGCAAAGUACUGUGCACUGAAAUUCAAACAUGUAAAUUACAUUUUUUUUAAGAGCUUGCAAACCUUUUUGUUUAGGACUCUAAAUUGCCCGUCUGAGCGCGUGUGUGCAGCCGUGCCACUGCAUAUCUGCUGAACCAGUCGGUCCAAAAAACGACGAGGAACUUAUUCAGAAAUGAGCUCGUGCACGGAGACCAGUCAGCCUGCGGCGUGAUUGGUUCGGGUGUGUGAUGUGUUAUUAGCUGCACGUCCUGACUGCAGGUCACUUAACUCCAGCCUCGCAUGGCUCAGCCAAAACAAGAGAAACCCUUUACUCCCAUUUGACUCAAGUUACUUUUAUAAACAGGAGUGUGCAUAGACAACUAUAUCUGUAUUUUACCAACCGACAAAAUUAUCCUUGUAUGCUCCUGUAUUUUGAGAGGAAUGCCCAUGUAAAUGUAAAAAUGCAAGUUUUUAAGCCCAGUGAACAUUGGCGUCGCCGUUCUUGUUUUCAAGGCAGCAGACCUGUGGUUUAACACAGGCAUAUCAUUAAUCAUCAAGUAUGCUGAAAGAUCCCUAAUUUUAAAAUCUGUAUUUUACAAACAACACUACCCUAGACAUCCUAAUGAUGACCCAUUAUAUAUAGCUAGAUUUUAUAAUUUUCUGAACAACACAAGUGCUCACACUAGCUGCACCAGACACUGGUGUUCUGGGAGCAGGCAGCUCUGUCAAAUCUCUACCAGCCUUGACCAUUUCAUCCGAGUACUUUGCUAACAGUUAGGAAAAACCGUAUUAGGCUGUUGCUAGCUAGCAACCAGUUCACUGUGGCUAGCUAGCUAGCCAAGUACACUAAGCAAGCUAACUGGCAUCUACUAGCCUACUAGUCUCCCUCACAUACAUAUGUUCACUUCCACCACAUUAAAUUUGUGCUGGAUGUGUAUGACAGGAGUGUAAAUGUCUAAAAGUGCAUAUCGAAACACUACUGAUUGUAGUUGCUAAAGCCUGAUUAUUUUUGGUAGCAAUCAAAUAGACAUAUCAGUGUAACUAAGCUAGCAGAAUUAUGCAGUAUCUCUCUCCCUCCAGUUUGUGUGUGUGUGUGCGUGCACGUGUGUCUGUCUGUCUGCAGCAGGCCCACUGCUUAGCCCCUCUACUGCAGUAGAACCUUAGAGACAGGAAUCUAUCUGGAAGUUUGAAAUGUUCAUCACUCUUUUGGCAAAUUACACAAAAGUUUAAUUUCAGUAAUUUAUUCAAUUGAGCUACUCACAUUAUUCUGGUUUUAUUUCUAUAAAUAAUUUGUAUAAGCUAAUAACUAGUGAUUAAACAAGCUGUAAAUGGGAUUACAUUUCUGAAAGACAUGACAUAAAACUGAACAUAAUAGUAAUCGGUCUAUAGUUGACAAUCGCUAGCAAAAAAGCUAUCUGUCUUGCUUUUGCAAAAAUAAAAACAUUACAAAUAGAAACAAUAUCAUAUAUAAUGUAGCUUGUGUGUGUUGAAUACAGAGAAACCAAAAGCUACUGAACAGGCGGGUUCAAAGCAAGCUAGGUAUGGUUAUUGCCUUGUCAUAAAAGACACCGCUUCAGUGAAGGGGCAUUGAAAGUUGGGCAGCUGUUAGCAGACACAAAGCCGCCUCUGGCAACCCAGCCCAACUUAAACUGCUUCUUGCUCUGUUCAUCAAUAAAGGCAUCUGUUUAGAAACUCAUUGCAAUUAGAUGGACCAAACGUGCAGUUUUAGAGUGAGACCUGUAUUUCUAGUUUUUUAAUCAUCAAAAAGCGUGACUGCAUUUUUUGUUCAAAGUUUGCUUUUUUAAUACAAAUCGCACGGUAUUUUCUGCAUUAACAUGGGAUUUUCACGAUUUACAAAUCAAAUGAAAAAAAAAACUUUUGAAUACCGUUGGUCAACUGUGGAAAGAAAAUAUAUCUGUAUACAACGUAUUAUGUGUGCAUUUACAAAAUAAGUUAUUUGGGUUUGGAUGCAACCCAAGGAACCAUGAUCUUACCAUGAAAGUGAGACCAAGGCGUUCGAAGUAUGAUCCCUCCUUCAUUUUAAGAAUCGGUUCCAUUCAGGAGCUUCUUUUAACAUUAUGCAACUGGCAGUCACUAAAACUAACAAAAAUGUUUAAAAAUCAAAACCUAAAUUGGCAUUCGUUUACUUUUUUUCAGAACCCAAUAGUUAAAAACAAAUCGCAUUGCUGUUCGAUUGAACUGAGGCCUUAUUUGGAGGAAAGGAACCUCUCGAUUCGUUGUGAACCUCCGUGGAUUACAUGAGGGGCGGGGCUUCGUGCCCCGCGCGCACUUGUAAAUAGUUAACGUUAUUUACUUCCAGCAUGCAGUUUCGUACCAUAGCUGCCGUGGGUUUUGGUAAACUGAAAAAAAGGAAAGCUAAACUCCCGUUUACCAAGUGCCUGUGUUGGAAUAUAAAGCGCACCCAGGCAGUCUUAAUGCAUGUGCAGCUUACUUCACGAAGUCGUUUUAAAACAGCAUGGCCUUACCGAUACCAUUUCGUCAGCACUUUCUCAGUAGGAUCGAAAAAGCAUAUUCAUUAAUACCCAGCAAGCCAAACUUUUGUACGUUUUUUGUAGGUUGUGGAAAGUUGUGAAAACGCCGUUGCCAUAGUGUUGUUAUUCACCGCCGACGUUGUUAAAAAGUUGCGAUAAAGUUUUGCGCUAGCUGUUCGUGGAGGUCUAUAAACCGGGGAACACGAGAUACAUGAAUUGUGGGGUGUGUUAACUGUUUCAUGUGGGGGUAAUAUUGGAUGUUGUGUCUGGAGACUGGUUGAGGGUGUAGAGGGGUGCCUUCUGUGGCAAUUACCCUGAAAUACGGCUGGCUACAGUCUUGUGUUUGGCAGAUUAAUUGAUGCGAGGCUACUUUUUUUGCUUCCCCUAACGCCAAUUAGCAAAAUACUCCAUGAGCUUUAAAAGGGAAUGCCCGGAGGGGGCACCGUCAAGAGAUUUCUUUGAAAUAUGAACUGGGAAAAAAAAUAGUGUGAGCACAUAACAUCAAGCAGACAGAUGAUUUGCUUUCUGUGUUGAUCAUAUUUUUGGUGUGUUUUUGUCCUGUGUUUGAACUUGAUUUGCACUGAUUUAAAUGUACCAGGUCAAGGUAGCGAUGUUUGUGAUCGAACUGAGGGAGGCGUGGGAAUUCAGUGUUGGGAUUUGCGUACACGUGACUGCAAAGUGCUCAGAAAUACAUCCGGUAUUCCGGUAUUCACAAGCAGUCCGGUUUAGAGAGACCCUGACCCAAGUUCAUUGUUCUGACCUCAGCCAAUAUCUCUCUCUAACCACACUGGGCAUGUGCACACAGCAUGUCAUCCCUUCCACUUGUAAACGGGGCUCAGGUUGGGGUAAAUAUUAGUAGGCUAAUGUGAUAUGUGAACUGAUUCAGGAUAAGCUGCUCGGAGCCCCUCAUUGUAAAUGGAAUUGCAUGUAAGUAUGUGUGUGUGCCUUCCUCUGUGAGGCACACUAGAUGAGGAGAAUGUGUAAAUGUGUAUAUGCGUUUUUUUAAUCCUAUUUAUUUUACUUGAUCCCUUUACGGAGGAUUUAGCUAAGGCUCCCUUAUGCAGAUCAGGUAUUUGAAGGAAACACUGGGUGCUAAAGUCUAGUUGUGUUUAAGCGUAUUUUAAGUGCUUUUUUCCCUCCUGUUUGUCGUUUGAUGUACUUAUUUAUGUAUUUAAGCCUCUGUCUUCCUGUCUGUGUGACUCUUCUGUUGCGAAACACUGAAGGGACUUGACCAAUCGUGCGAUAAGACUCUUCUCCAUCCCGGUCUCCCUGGAGACGUACAGGUGGAAGACCUCAGUCUCUGAGCUUGUGCGUGUACUGUGUUCAGAUCAUAAGAGGGGUAUAGUUUCCUGGUCCUCAUCUUUUGAGGGGAAAUUAUUCUUCCCCUCCCCACGCAAACAACAGCUCCCCCAAACGCACAGACCUUAGCAGUGAGAUCCACGCCUCCCCAGUGUUCCACAAUGGCUCGGCUGUAUCAGUGUGUGUGGGAAGGGAAGCGCACGUCACGUUCUGAUUGGUUUUCGCCGCUGUAUUUUGCCUCAUCGCCGCGACCGCUAUGCUGCGCUUUGGCCCCGCCCCCAGCUCUGUGUAUCUUUGAGACCCGCUCUCAUCGCUAUGGCCACGUAGAUUGACACAGGCUCGACGGCAGCAAAAGGCCACGCCCUCGUGUUCAUUUGAUCAGUUUGUAUAGAUGACGUUGAUUUUGAGCAGUAAUCAAUAAAUCUGACUGAAUUUGU